Molecule: messenger RNA, 2017 nt
Organism: Manacus vitellinus (golden-collared manakin)
Lineage: Eukaryota; Metazoa; Chordata; Aves; Passeriformes; Pipridae
Gene: UTP14A
Product: UTP14A small subunit processome component
Exons: 9
Coding region: 1-1548 (515 amino acids)
Biological process (GO): rRNA processing
Cellular component (GO): nucleolus; small-subunit processome
Source: RefSeq, a predicted model, not a curated record
AUGUUUGGUUUUGAAUAUCAGUUCCCAUGGGGUUGUAACUGGCAGCUGUUGGAUGCCCAGGCCCGGACUCCACUGGAGCAGGAGAUCUUUGGAUUGCUCCACAAGACACAGCAGCCCAUCACAGACCCACUGCUGACACCGGAGGAGACGGCCUCGCUGAAGGCCAUGAGCUUGGAGGAGGCCCGGCGGCGGCGGGCAGAGCUGCAGAAGGCACGGGCUGUGCAGUCCUACUACGAGGCCAAGGCUCGGCGAGAGAAGAGGAUCAAGAGCAAGAAGUACCAUCGUGUGCUGAAGAAGAGCAGGAGGCGCCAGGCCCUGAAGGAGUUUGAGCAGCUGCACAAGUCGGACCCUGCAGCUGCCUUGGCACGGCUGGAGGAGCUGGAGCAGCUCAGGAUGCAGGAACGGAUGAGCCUUAAACACCAGAACAAGGGAAAGUGGGCCCGAUCCAGGGCCAUUAUGGCCAAGUAUGACCUGGAGGCCCGCAAGGCCAUGCAGGAACAGCUGGCCAGGAACAAGGAGCUGAUGCAGAAGGUGCAGGUGGAGCCACCUGAGGAGGAGCCGUGCGAGGUGCCCGAAGAGGAUCCUGCAGCCGUGCCCAUCCCCACCAGGGUCAGCACGGCUAAUCCCUGGAUGCUGGGCAAGCCCAGCGCCCCGGCCCCAGAGCCUGAGGCACAGGAGGCUCCCAGAGAUGGCACAGUGCCUGGUGCUGCAGAGAGCAAGGAGGAGAUUGAGGAGGAGGAAGAGGAGGAGCUGUCAGAGGAGGAAGCUCUGCUACAAGACUUUGAGCAGAAGCGGCAGGCACGACAGGAGCGGGCAGGGAGCCCUGAAGGGCACGGUGCUGGUGAGACUGAGGCCAGUGCUGAGCGGCCGGGGGACAGCCCCAUCCCCCCGUUCUGUGCUGAGGAGCCGGUGAGCAUGGGGCUGGAGCCACCCCCUCAGGCCCAGGAGCAGCUCCUGCUCUCAGAGCAGCUGCACCGUGUGCAGACCAUGGAGGAUGUGGAGGGUCUGGCCAAGGAGGAGCCUGUGGAAGAGCAGGAGAAGCCAGUGGCCCCGAGAGCAGGGAAGCAAGUGCAGCAGCAGAAGGAAAGAACGGCUGGGGACAGACAUGCCGAAAAAACAACAGAUAAGAAGAUGAUCAGCCUGGAGGCUGUACUGGAUGGGAAGCCCCAGGAGAUGGACUGCCCAAGCCUGCCUGUGGUCGUGGAGGAAGAGGAGGGUGGCAUCGACCAGCGCGGGAUGAUCACAGAGGCCUUCGCUGGGGACGACGUGGUCGCCGACUUCGUCAGUGAGCUGCCCUUCCCCUUCGAGCGGCACCAGCAGUUCGAGCAGAGCAUACGGACGCCCGUGGGCACCACGUGGAACACACAGCGUGCCUUCCAGAAGCUGACAGCCCCUCGCGUAGUCACCCGUGCCGGCCACAUCAUCCAGCCCAUCUCGGCUGAGGAUGUCCCCGACACGGCCCCCAGCAGUGGGGCCAGCCCCAGGGAGGAGGCACUGCCCCGGGGACGGGCACCGUCCCGGCGCCGCCCACACCGCAAAGCGCGGUAACUCCGUGCCUGCGGCCCAAGGGCUUGGACUGGAGCGGGCACAGGUACCAGGAGAAGCUCCUGGUUCUGUCCAGUUCCUUCUUCCUCUUUCCCUGCAAUGAAACCCGGGGCUGCGUCCAUGUGGCUGCCCUGGCAGCGUCCAAGGCUGGGAUGGCUGGUGCCCUCCAUGCUGCCCUGGGGGACCACGCGGGGCCAGUGCUUUGGCCGAGUGGAGGGUGAGAGGCUGGUCAAGGGCUUGUGGCAGGGCAGGUCUGGGAGUGAGGGGCUGGAGCAGCUGCCCCCAACCUGCCCUGUGCUUUCAUCUUCCAUAUCCCUAUUUUUUUACCUCUCUGUACUUUUAAAUGUUGGCCAAAGGGGCUUUCUCCCUGCCCUGCCAUGCUGAGCUCGGCCCCAAGGGGAUGUUCCUCAGGUCCGCUUGUACCCCCAAGGUACCUGCCCAGCAUUAAUAAACGUGGUCACCUGGAAACGGC